This is a messenger RNA of Drosophila montana, 2604 nucleotides long. It is a transcript of the gene Sap30, whose product is annotated as SIN3-associated polypeptide 30. The record is from RefSeq and is a predicted model, not a curated record. Gene Ontology annotation, biological process: regulation of DNA-templated transcription. The transcript is spliced from 2 exons. Bases 341 to 865 code for a protein of 174 amino acids. Gene Ontology annotation, molecular function: protein binding; transcription coregulator activity. Gene Ontology annotation, cellular component: histone deacetylase complex. Lineage: Eukaryota; Metazoa; Arthropoda; Insecta; Diptera; Drosophilidae.
AGCGAACUCGUUCAUAACUGUGCGACACAGUUGCAAAGUGAUGAUGUUUACGGUGAAUGGGGGGUGAGAAAAACGCACAAGUCAGAGCAGAAAGAAGAGUGGGAGAAGGUAACAAAACUACAAAUUAAAACUCGUGUCUUAAACACAUUUUAUUCGCGUAUGUUAGCGAAUGUGGAAAAAAUUCGUUGUUUUUAGUCGUACAGCGCACAGUUAAGUUUAGUAAAAAUAUAUUAAAUCGCACGAACAACCGCCGAUACCCCUCCCCAAACGCACACAGAGCAACAGCAGCAGCAACCACAAUAACAACAACAACGACGACGACAAUAGCUAAAAAUUGACUAUGAAUAACGGAUUCAGCACCGGCGAGGAGGACUCGCGGGGCGGUCACACGGACCAAACAUGCUGCCUGAUCGAUGAUAUGGAGCGUUGCCGCAACCAGGCUGGCUAUGCCAGCUACAGUAAGCGCAUACAGAAAACGGUCGCACAGAAGCGGCUCAAACUGAGCAGCGAUCCAAGUGCGCAGCACAUUUACAUAUGCGACUAUCACAAAGAGCGCAUUCAAUCGGUGCGAACGAAACGGCGACGCAAGGACAGCGAGGACGACAGCAACGAGACGGACACGGAUUUGCAUGAAUUUCCCGAUCUAUAUCAGCUGCAUGUGUCCACGCUGCGUCGUUAUAAGCGUCACUUCAAGGUGCAGACGCGACAGGGCAUGAAGCGUGCGCAAUUGGCGGAUACCAUCAUGAAACAUUUCAAGACAAUACCCAUAAAGGAAAAGGAGAUCAUAACGUUUUUUGUGUACAUGGUCAAAAUGGGCUCCAAUAAAUUGGAUCAAAAGAAUGGCAUUGGCAAUGAUACCACUUGAACGCAACUCUGACGGCGGCCGCGCUAUCGUUAUCGUUAUCGCUAUCGUUAUUGAUGCCGGCUGCUGAAUUUUAGCGCUAGCUGUCCUGCUCACACACACAGUCACAUAAACUAUGCGUACAGUGAAAUCGAAUUAGCCGCAUUUGCAGCCAAAACAAAAUUUACAGUUUUCUCUUUAUAACUUUUUUCUUCUUGGUUUUUUUUUUUUUUUUUUUUUGUUAUUUUCAAUUUUUUAAUUGUUGUCUUGCAUGAGUAUCAUGCCGCGGGUUCGGCCCUGUAACAUAGCACGGCUGGAUGCAUUGAUCAGAAUGGUUUUUGGGGUUUCGGUUUUAUAGACAACUUGUGGUAAUACAUAAAUUAAAUUUUAUAUAUUUUUAAAUUCUAUUCAUGUAAAUUCUCAAGAUUUUGUUUUCGUAUAAUUAUGUCAGAAAUAUAUUGUUUCUGCUUCACUGUACUACGUCAGCAUAGCCGCGGUGUCCACUUACCAAAUGCCCUAAUAGCCCACACAUCGACAAACACACACACACAGAAACAGAAACACCACGACCAUAUGAAUUGUAGAAGCGGUCGCAGCAACAACCACAACAACAAAAACACAACUGGUGCUCCCAAAAUAGUAUAAACGAAAAUAUUGCAAUUGGAGGUUAAAGGAAACAAAAAUUGAAUAGUAAUUGUAGCGUUCAUUGUUAAUAGCUCUUUAUACAAAAACAAAAAACAAAAAACAAAAAAAAACUAAUUUUACAUAGAUAAUAAUACUAUGUAAAUGACACAAUUGAAGACCCAAUUUUGGGGCCAAACGAUAAGCAACUAACAUUUACCUUAGCCUUUCAUUAUUAAAUGCUGAUUUGUCACCUCUUAGCCAAAAGCAAUCAAAUAAAAUUCUAAAUCUGCCAACGUGAAAUGAAUGAAUUAUAAGAACAACAAUCAAUAACUUCAUAAAAUUCUACGUAAAUUAAAAACUGUUUAAUAAUAUGUAAUUAUUAAAUUAAUAAUUAAAUUUAAAUUAAAUUGUAAAUGUAGUUUUUAACCUGAAUUUUAAGAACUUAUUUAAAUCAAAAACAAACAAAACGAAAGAAAAAAAAACAUUUUUAAAUUGAACAAAAUCUGCCGUUUUCGGCAGAAUGUUGCUCGCAAACCCUUGCAGGAUUGUUAUAUACAUACAUAUAUUCUAUGGAAAUACAGCCAUAGAUAUAAAGAAGUAGAUCUCUUCGGCUGUUGUUCGAAAAGAGCUUUAAAACUGCCUGAAUUAAUGUGGUAAAUACUUAUAAACGGGAUUAAUUAAACCCUCUUAUACGUAAAAGUGCCAUCUGCAAGGGUAUACAAAUGUGCGUGGCAAUAAAAAAAAAUGUUAUUUUUAUUUAAUUACAUAAAUUAAAAGCAAUGCGCGUUUUAUUCGGGCAACAAUUAAUGUAUCAUAGCAAUAAAUAAACAUAGCAAUAAACACAAAUAGAAUAGUCCAUAUUAAAGUCUUGUCCUCCAAGACAUGCUGUGUGCUGACAUCUUUGAUGACAUGUCAUCAGCAUAGUCGAUGGACUUAGCGACAAGCUUAUAGACAUUUUAGGUUAGAAAAUUGAUCAACAAAUAAAGAACGCUCUCGCUUAACGCAACCCAUUAAAAUCGGUUCAAUUGCAGAAACCAAAAUAAAAUGUAAUAUUUGCCAACUGACCUGCUUUUAAAAAAGAGAUGCCUUUUAUAUACAUUAUUAUUAAAGUUAAUUAAAUAAAUCCGUGUUUGAAAUAA